GGCCAUUGAGUUUUCUUGGCGGAGACUGGUCGAGAUUUCAGUCAAACCCGGCCGCGCCGACUUCGUUUCUUCCGCCACCCGCGUGGCCGCAUAAAAGACAAACCGGAGCCUCUCGGGUCCCAGCGAAACGCGGGGCGCACACGUUGGCGCCCAUCUCACCGUCCAUCCGCUGCCCCUUCCAAAUCCAAAGCAGACCUCUCUUUGGUCUUUGGAGGGGGCCAAGGAGGGCACUUUUUGGUUAUUUAUAUGCCCAGUCGGACCGCUCUUGAUGCGCCGCCCUGCUUCUCCUCUCUAUUUCUUCGGGUCCCUGCUCUCGUCUUCCCCAAGUAGGCGGUUUGUCGGCCGAUCUCCUACCAGGAUCGGGAUUCGAGAGUUUUGGGGUGAUCUCUAGUCCUUUUCAGAGCAGAGAAGGGGCCAUCUUUUUCUCAAAAGACCCCCUUUUCCAUCUCUUUCCCUUUCGACCUCUCAAGUUUCUGAUUUCUAUUGCUUGCUCCUCCCAUAGUCCAGUCAUGGCCGAACCAUUGCUCAAUAAAGCGUCCGCGAGCCGGCUUCCCAGCUUCACACAAUCGGUGAAGCUCAAGUAUGUUAAACUCGGUUACCACUACCUCAUCACCCAUGCCAUGUACCUCUUCCUCACACCACUCCUCGUCCUUGUGGCUGCCCAGCUUUCUACCUUCUCCGUCCAAGACCUCCAUGACCUCUGGGAUCACCUCCGGUUUAACCUGGUCUCCGUGAUCCUCUGCUCCACGCUCCUCGUCUUCCUCUCCACCCUCUACCUCCUCACCCGCCCUCGGCCGGUCUAUCUUGUCAACUUCGCAUGCUACAAGCCGGAGGAGGCCCGGAGGUGCACCAGGCAAAUCUUUAUGGAGCGGUCUGCGCUGACGGGCUCCUUCACAGAAGAGAACCUCCAAUUCCAGCGUAAGAUCCUCGAAAGGUCAGGCCUUGGUGAGAACACGUACCUUCCGGAGGCGGUCCUCAAUGUCCCUCCCAAUCCCUCCAUGGCUGAGGCCAGGAAGGAAGCCAGGGCUGUGAUGUUUGGCGCCAUCGACGAACUUUUCGCCAAGACCAAUGUGAAGCCCAAGGACAUCGGGAUCUUGGUUGUGAAUUGUAGCUUGUUCAAUCCGACCCCCUCGCUUUCUGCCAUGGUGGUGAACCAUUACAAGCUUCGCGGGAACAUUCUGAGCUAUAACUUAGGUGGGAUGGGCUGCAGCGCAGGGCUGCUUUCCAUCGAUCUCGCCAAGGAUCUUCUUCAAGUUCACCCCAGUACCUAUGCCUUGGUCAUCAGCAUGGAGAACAUCACCUUGAACUGGUACUUCGGCAACAACCGCUCCAUGCUCGUGUCCAACUGCUUGUUCCGAAUGGGUGGGGCUGCAAUCCUUCUCUCCAACAGGAGUUCCGACCGCGGGCGCUCCAAGUACCAAUUGGUUCACACGGUUAGAACGCACAAAGGUGCUGAUGAUAAGUGCUUCAGCUGUGUCACCCAGGAAGAGGAUGCUGAUGGGAAAAUUGGUGUAUCUCUUUCGAAAGACCUGAUGGGAGUUGCUGGCGAUGCCUUGAAGACCAACAUCACGACGUUGGGUCCUCUUGUCUUACCCAUGUCCGAACAGUUGCUCUUCUUUGCUACAUUGGUGGGGAGGAAGAUCCUCAAGAUGAAGAAGAUUAGGCCCUACAUCCCUGACUUCAAGUUGGCCUUCGAACAUUUCUGCAUUCAUGCUGGGGGAAGGGCUGUGUUGGAUGAACUGGAGAAGAACUUGCAGCUUUCCGAGUGGCACAUGGAGCCUUCGAGGAUGACACUCUACAGAUUUGGAAACACUUCAAGUAGUUCCCUCUGGUACGAACUGGCAUACACUGAAGGGAAAGGAAGGGUUGCCAAAAGGGAUAGAAUUUGGCAGAUCGCAUUCGGAUCGGGAUUCAAGUGUAACAGUGCCGUAUGGAAGGCUUUGAAGACGAUCGAUCCUGCAGAGGAAAAGAACCCCUGGAUGGAUGAGAUCCACAACUUCCCAGUUGAGGUUCCAAGGGUAUCAGCAAUUUGAAUCAAUAGUCCUGCCGGGGAUGCGAGCUGCAAGUCCCUGACUGACGUCGGGUGAUGAAUCUGGUCUCAUAGCUUGCAAUAAUUUGUUAGGAUGAUCCUCUUAUUUUUUUUUGGUGCAGCUAUGCAGGAUGCGAUCACUGAUUCAAAAGCCUGGAUGAAUUUUAUCAUGUGGUUUAACUUAUGCUGGCUUGAGCCAUUGACUCUGCUUAAAUAUUAGUUGUUUGGUCUAGAAUUUUAAUACUUCGAUCAAAACUUGCAGCUGUGAGCAUGGUUGGAAUUUAUUUAUCUUAUAUUUUUCAGCCCACAGUUCUCGGAGUGUUUUUGUUGACGACUAGAUUUAUGCCAACAAUAUGAGGUCUAUGGCAGGUCGUUCAUAUAAAAGCUAAAUGCUUUGUCAACAUACUUUUCUUUGUGAUAUUGUCAUGCUCUUAGAUCC
Elaeis guineensis (African oil palm) is the source of this 2468-nucleotide messenger RNA. Its product is annotated as 3-ketoacyl-CoA synthase 11. Gene Ontology annotation, molecular function: acyltransferase activity, transferring groups other than amino-acyl groups. NCBI's taxonomy places the organism in Eukaryota, Viridiplantae, Streptophyta, Magnoliopsida, Arecales, Arecaceae. Gene Ontology annotation, biological process: fatty acid biosynthetic process. Gene Ontology annotation, cellular component: membrane. The record is from RefSeq and is a predicted model, not a curated record.